Cylicocyclus nassatus is the source of this 2478-nucleotide messenger RNA. The record is from the annotation of a GenBank genome assembly. Lineage: Eukaryota; Metazoa; Nematoda; Chromadorea; Rhabditida; Strongylidae.
AUGUCAGACAGCGUGAAAAAGCAAAAAUCCUCAUUUUUGCUGUAUUUAUUGAUCGCUGCCAGUGUGCUAGUCCUACUAUGUGCUGCCACCAUACUGUAUUUGGUCCUGAAUGGAGGAAAACCUGAAGUCGUCCAAGAAUUGCCAAGUAACGCCACCAGCUCGCAAUUAUUCCUAGUACCAGAGCCUAAUCCACCACCUGCAGCCAGCUCCAUUAUUCCUACAAGUACUACUCCUGCUCCCAGGACUAUUCCAGUAAGGACCACAACUGUUGCCACGACAGCAGCACAAGCUGUUUUACCAUCAUCCAUCAACAGAGACGUCGCCACCACCCCCACGACGACAACUGUCACUCAAACUUCAACGACAACUAGCACAACUAGUACUUCUACAACUUCAUCCACUUCUUCCACCACCUCAUCCACCAGCACCACCCCUGAGCCAGAAGUUUUUGAAGAGACUACCAUCCAGACGGAAUUUGAAGAACCCGAACCCACCCAAGAAAUCACUGAUGCCCCAACUACCCAAGAAAUCGCCCAAAUCUCCCAAGCAAUGGAAAACUCGAAGGUGGUUGACAAGUGCUCGUCAAUUCUGCUACGACCAGUCACCUGCCCGAAAACGAGAGACGAUGUGAUCACUCUCUCGCUGUCUGCGCUCUCUCCAAUUCACUACUCUCUCAACCUAUCCAUACAGUCGGUAAUGCCUACCGUACUCGAUGGUGACGUGCAGAUCUACAUCAGGACCAAUGUCGCCGGGAAACAGAUCACUCUCGACGUCGACAAUGAACUUCGCCAUGUUGAAGACAUCAGCGUAGUCAACUGCGAUAACGGUGAAACUCUAUGUGUGACAAAAACCGUGUUUGACCAGAGGGAACAACGUCUGUCAUUGAUUCUGUUUGAAAAUGUGCAAUCGAACACCAAUCUCCGCGUCGAUGUCCGCAAGUUCACAUCAGUCAGCAAUCGUGAUGCCACUUAUGCACAGAUAGCUCCACGCUGGAACAGAAAUGCUCCCAUAAUGGUUGGCUCAUUGUUGACACCUGGCUCAGCUAAGAAGAUCUUCCCAGCUCUGGAUAGCCCAGCCUAUAAGGCUUCCCUCGAUCUUUGCGUGAAAUUCACUCCAUCUGGACAUGUUCGCUCUAAUGCUGCCACUAAAUCAGUCGUCGAAGGGGUCACAUGCUUCGAGCGGAGCGUUCCUUUGUCUACUCAGCAAAUGGCUUUCGCAGCUUUCGAGAAGGCUGAAAGUUUGAUCUACAAUCGGACCACCCUAGAUGGCGUUACUAUCCCAGCUGUGGAAAUCGUUUUCUCGUUGAAUAAAAACUUCAAGCGCGAAAAGCAUGAAUGGAUCUACAACGAGGCCUCAAAAGUGAUCUCACUAAUGAGCCAGUGGACGAGUUUCCCGUAUCCAUUGGAAGCCCUGAAGCUGGUUUCAGCCCCCAUUCGUGCUUCAUCUCAUUCAGCGCUAGGACUCAUUACGCUGCAGGAUCGCCUCGUUGAACACCCAUCCUACACCCUGGCCCAUGUCUCUCUUAUCCAAUCUGUCAUCCAACAAUGGCUUUCCGGGAUCAUUUCCAUGUCUACAGCGGAAGAAUCAUGCUUUGCGGAGUCACUGACAACGUAUUUGGAAUGGAAACUCAAUGAGCAAGUGGGAAUUGUGAACAAAACACGAGCGGGAGAGAUCGAAGCGAUCCGGCCAAGAGAUCUGACCGCUGAGGGGCGAGAUGAACCACGAAUGCUGCGAUCCUUGGAGACAAUGCAGUCCUGCCCAGAACGAUUUGUAUCCAUUUUCUACUCUAUCGAUGAGACAUUCGGACAGGAUACCAUGAUCAACGUUUUGAAGCUGGUCUUCCGAAAAUUCGCGUAUUCUGUGACCAACAUCGCGGACUGGCAACAAGCACUUGUAGACUCUACUGGCAAUUAUUACGCAGGACAAAUGCUAUCAGAAUGGUUUACACGGAAAACUCGUCCAAUUUUGCACCUGCAAGUAAAGUCACUAACGCUACAGUUCGAGCAAUUGACCGAUGAGCUCUGGACAGUUCCGGUUGAAGUAGCAGGUUCAUCCGGCAUCCAGCUUGUCGCAGUCACGGACAAAACCGUAACACUACCGUACUCUUCGCUUGACUACGUUAUUGCUGAUCCUCGGCGGAAAUCUGGUGCUAUGAUAGUGCAAGAUGUUGAUUCUUACGUACGAAUGAUUCGAUGCUGGGAUGAUUCACGCUGUCCGGCUUCCCAUGAGGCUCUUCGGGGAAUUAUAAGGGAUUUGGGAGCCGUGGUCCUUACCAAUAAGUUAGCAGCUCCCGAAAUUCAUGAUGUCCCCAAGUGGAAGGCGGUCUUCAAGUUCGCCCGAAUGCACCGUAUCCUCGAUGGCAACGCAGCAUGUUGUGCAGAAUACGCAAUUUCACGGACUGCAGACAUUGCUUGCACUUGGGUAGUACGAGACACGUGCGAAAAAAUUGCUUUAGUCAAUACAGUAGCCGGUGUCUAA